Molecule: messenger RNA, 501 nt
Organism: Cetraspora pellucida
Lineage: Eukaryota; Fungi; Glomeromycota; Glomeromycetes; Diversisporales; Gigasporaceae
Source: the annotation of a GenBank genome assembly
AUGGAUACUCAAAAUAUCAUUGAUAAUGCUGAAGAAACCAAAUUUUGUUCUCACUGCAAAAAAACUAAACCAGUCACUGAAUUUACAAGGCAAAGCAGAAAUAAGAUAUUAAAAUUUGCCAGAUGCAAUCCUUGCAAUAAACAGGAUAGACAAAGCAGAAAAAAUACCAGAGCCACCAAUGCUGAAAGUAUUUCAUCUUUGACCUUAAAUAAUGACAAUGUUGAUGAAACUGAAAUUGAUGCUGAUGAAAAUAAUGAAGACGAACUUGUUUAUGAUUUUUAUGAUAUUGAAAAAUUAGUAUCUGCUAACUUUAAAAAUAAUGAAGUAAAAAAUAACCACAUCGAAUUUUCUGUAAAAGUAAAGAUUGAAAAAGAAUUAGUUAAUGAGAAUGCAUUAAUGCCUGAAUUUAAUCAAUAUAAUGAAUCCAAAAAUUUUCGUAAAAUUAUUGAUGUCCUGGUUAUGCCUCUUCAAACAGGAUUAGGAUAUUAUUGGGAGCAUUGA